CCUGCUGUCCCGGCGUGGCUGCCGCCUCUGCGACCGCGAUUUCGGCCGCAUCUGCCGGGCCCUAGCCGGAGCCACAUCCCUGGCGCAGCUCAACCUUAACCUGGGCGUCGUGUCCAGCCCCAGCCGCAUCAAACAGCUGGCGGAGGCGCUGCGGACCAACCGCUCCAUCCAGUCCCUCUUCCUGCACGGGAGCCCACUGACAGAUGCUGGGCUGGCCCUGCUGAACCCGGCCCUGGCUCUCCACCCUGCCCUCGUGGCUCUGGACCUGGGGGACUGCAUGCUGGGUGAUGAAGCCAUCAACCUCAUCUGUGGCCUCCUCCCUCCGGACGGGGCCAAGUCUGGUGAGCAAGGCCUGAAGGAGCUGACACUGAGCGCCAACCCUGGCAUCACCCCCAAGGGCUGGAGCCGCCUGGCCAUCGCUGUGGCCCACAGUUCCCAGGUCCGAGUCCUCAAUCUGGACUACAACCCCCUGGGUGAGGCUCAUGCCCUGCCCACCUGCCCAAGAACCUGGAACAUCACUGCCAUGGGAACCCCACACUGGGAAGCGGAGAGGAGGGAGGGCCCAGGUGACCACGUGGCAGGGAUGCUGGCUGUGGCUGUGGCCUCCAGCCGUACCCUAGAGGUCCUAGACUUGGAGGGCACCGGGCUCACCAACCAGUCAGCUCAGACCCUGCUGGACAUGGUGGAAAAUUACCCAACAGCCUUGCGGAGCCUGGUGUUGGCUGAGAACAGCAUCAGCCCUGAGCUGCAGCAACAGAUCUGUGACCUUCUCUCUGAGGGCGAGGAGGAGGAAGAGGUAGCCGGAGGGACUGGCAACACCCAGGAAUGGGAACGAGAGAGGGAGCCUGCUGCCCACCUGAGGGGCAGCAGCUCCUGGAUGUGCCCCGGUGGUAAGAACCAGAAGAUUGGUCAGAGCCAAGUCUGGAGGAUCUGGGAAAGGGAAGAUGCCAGCUCACAGAUGGUGCUAAUGACAUCAGGACUAGGGGACAGUCUGCUGGCUGAGACCGAGAUGUGACUCUCCACUUGGGUUUCUCCACUUUGUGUCAUUGUCUUUCUCUGCCCCCUAGUGCCUUCCCUGGAUGGCAGGGACAGGCCCUGUGGCUUGCUGGGGCAUGGGGGUGAGGGUGGCCCCGGGGCUCUGGCAGCCCCUGGCAGUGUGGGAAGCUCUGGAAGCCGUGGAUGCCAACCACGUUGGAGGCACUGGAGCCCAGGGAAAUGCCUCUGGACUCAUUGGCAGCUCUGGCUGCAACCCCGCUGGCUCGGAAGAGAUUUUAUAAAAUCUACAACUUGG
Fukomys damarensis (Damara mole-rat) is the source of this 1291-nucleotide messenger RNA. RefSeq names its product leucine rich repeat containing 73 (gene Lrrc73). The record is from RefSeq and is a predicted model, not a curated record. NCBI's taxonomy places the organism in Eukaryota, Metazoa, Chordata, Mammalia, Rodentia, Bathyergidae. Gene Ontology annotation, molecular function: protein binding. The transcript is spliced from 6 exons. Bases 278 to 1015 code for a protein of 245 amino acids.